CGGGAGGGCGCAGCACAGGCACUACCUCGAGGAAGUUAGCUGCCGGAACCCAGGGAGUGGUGGAGAGGAGGUGUCUGGGGCCCUAUGGCGACUGAGGAAGCUAGCGGCAGCGACCGGAAAGGACAGGAGGUCGAGACCUCCGGCACCUAUUACCGGUUGGAGGAGGUGGCGGAGCGCAGCUCCUCGAAGGAAAUAUGGCUGGUGAUCCACGGGCGAGUCUACGAUAUCACUCGCUUCCUCAACGAGCAUCCUGGUGGAGAAGAGGUUCUGCUGGAACAAGCUGGUACAGAUGCAAGUGAAAGCUUCGAAGAUGUAGGCCACUCCUCUGAUGCCAGAGAAAUGCUAAAACAGUACUAUAUUGGCGAUGUCCAUCCGAAUGACCUUAAACCUGGAAGUGGUAGCAAGGACCCUUCGAAAAAUAAUACAUACAAAAGUUGCUGGACGUAUUGGAUUUUCCCCAUCAUAAGUGCUGUUCUCUUAGGUUUCCUGUAUCGCUACUACAAGUCAGAAAGCAAAUUCUCUUGAGGAGGUCUUGUUGAAGCCUGGAAAGAACAUCCACUUGGGAGUGAAAACUAGAGACUUGCUUGGGGGCUGAAGCAGCACCCUCUCCUUGAAUCCUGCCAGUUGUAUUCUUCCCCCUUGGAGCCAAGGUGGUUGGCCAGACAUCCACCUCAGAUCUGGAACUAGUGUCCUUCAUCUCUGAGAGCCUUACUCCCAAAGCACCUACCUACUCACUGUUCUGUGUCCUUGCCAAUAUCCUCUCUCUUUGCUGGUUUCCACGAGUACCCUUACAUUUCAAAACCUACUGAGUAAUUGCAGUUCAUAUGUUGAAGUGACAUUGCUCUUUGGUAAAACUGCCUGCUUUCCAAUACAUGAAUGCACAAUAGACAUUCUUAAUAGGGCAGCACUCCAGUUCUGAAAGCUUUUCUUUUUCCAUUUUUCUUUUAAGUAAAUAUUAUUUUAAAAUUCUGAUUUCUAUUUAUUGUAAAGGGUUUAAUUCAUGAAGUAAAGGUACACACCUGUUACUUAAAACACAACUGCCAAGUGAUCUUAUUCCUUGUUUAUAUUUGUGAAAACUAGAAAGGACUGUGUGAUCAUCUCCUCCCUCCCACGCUAGCGUAGCAGGUACCUCUUCCCAAGUGGUGCUGGACAAAACUAUGCUCCCCUGGUACUUCUUGGGGAUGAGAAGAGACCAGGAAAGGGAGGGAUGAAUUGGGGUGAUAAAACCCUGGUGAAUUCAGCAUAAUCUUUCUUUUGAAAAAUAUUGAAAAACACUACUUUAGGACAAGAGUUUAGAAAAAGCACCAAAGCUUUCAUGCUGGUUUGGUACCGGUUUCUAGCCAUUUCUCUUCCCCCCCCCUAUCUUUUACUGGUAAAAUAUAAAUGUAUAAUUAUGUCUGUAGAGCUUUACCAGGAAUUUUUGUUUAUUGAUUAGCAAAUUUUUGAUUCCCCGUUUUACAAAAGUAAAAGACUCCAAUUUGAUCUUCUGAUUGCCCCAGUGAAAUAACUUCCAUAUAAAAUGGCAUUUGAAAGUGGGAAAUCAUGACAAGAGACUGUUUUCCAUUUCAUCUGUAUUUUACCUCCAUGGCUCCCAAGUUGUGGUUUUGUUCUGUUGUUUUUCCAUUGAGAAUAAAAAAAAAACUGGUA
Molecule: messenger RNA, 1647 nt
Organism: Cynocephalus volans (Philippine flying lemur)
Lineage: Eukaryota; Metazoa; Chordata; Mammalia; Dermoptera; Cynocephalidae
Product: cytochrome b5 type B
Exons: 5
Coding region: 85-525 (146 amino acids)
Cellular component (GO): intracellular membrane-bounded organelle; mitochondrial outer membrane
Molecular function (GO): heme binding
Source: RefSeq, a predicted model, not a curated record